Molecule: messenger RNA, 1373 nt
Organism: Polistes canadensis
Lineage: Eukaryota; Metazoa; Arthropoda; Insecta; Hymenoptera; Vespidae
Product: nudC domain-containing protein 3
Exons: 4
Coding region: 491-1231 (246 amino acids)
Biological process (GO): protein folding
Cellular component (GO): cytoplasm
Source: RefSeq, a predicted model, not a curated record
UUAUGCCACUAGUUAGCGUUUUUCAUCGAUUGGUUCUUUAAAAAGCAUUGAUUUUGGUUACUUGUAUACUGAUUUAAUUUUAUAAAUACACACACACAAGUAUGUUAAAAUAUUUUAAUAGUUAUAAUAAUUUCAUUUAUAUCCAUAAAAACAAAAAAAAGGAAUACAAAUUUUUCCAUGUACAUUUUUACCAUUUAUUUUAACCUUUUACAAUAAGUUACUAACUUCACUUCCGAUCUCUAUGUACGAUGUAAAGUUGUAAACGGCGAGGAGUGUAACACAAUGUGGGAAUUUUUGAAGUUUUAUUUUAAAAACAAUACAUUAUUUGUUAUUUAAAUGAGUUGUGUAUUUUCCUUGUUAAAGUGGACAUAAUAGAUAUUUUACAAUAAAUUUAUUUAUCAUAUUAUCUUAUAUCAAUUAAAGUCAAAGAAAAAAGAUUUUCUUUGAUUAUUUAUUAGAAAUUGUAAUAGUUUGAACUGAACAUAUAUCAAUGUCAUUAGAAGAUUCGAAUGAAAAAAACAAAUUAUGUAGUUCAUUGCAAGAGAAUGCAAUGAUUAUAGUACAAGCAGAAAUGGUACCAUACGUUUCCCAAGAAGUAGAGGUUGGAACAUCUAAGGAUAUCGAAAAUAAAGUACAAAAUAAAAACAAUAGCGUAAGACCUCUACAACCAUCAGACAGCUAUAAUGGAGCAAUAAGAGACACUUAUAUUUGGUCUCAGACAAUCACUGAUGUAGAUGUACUCAUAAAGCUUCCAAAGAUAACUUUGAAACCUAAGGAUCUUCGAGUUACUAUAGAAACUCAAAGGAUAAAAAUUGAAGCACUGCAAGGAUAUGAAACAUGCAACAAAGUUAUCGAUAAACUAGAUUGGACUACUAUCUUUGAGGGUGAACUAAUAUUUAAAACAAAGAAAGAUGAGUCCAUAUGGAGUUUAGUAUCUGGAUAUAUCAGUAUACAUCUUGAGAAAAUAUCCGAACGAUGGUGGGAUGCCCUAAUUACGGAAGAACCUAAGAUAGAGCUGAAUAAAAUAGACUGUUCAAGAAAUUUAGAUGAAAUGGGUUUGAUGGAACAAAUGAAAGUAGAAGAAGUAAUGUGGAAUCAUCAGCAGAAACUUCUUGGCAAACCUACGUCGGAUCAAUUGAAAUUAGAGGAAAUUAUGAAGAAAGCGUGGAAUGUAGAAGGAUCUCCUUUUCAGGGUACAUCGUAUGAUCCAUCCAUAAUAAAAUAUAAUUGAAAUAUUUUUAAUAUGAACCCAAGCAGAAUUUAAUUAAACUAAAUUAUCAAAUGUAAUAAAUAUUUCUUUUCAAAUCCUUAAAGAUAAGUAAUAUUUUAUAAAACGUUCUAUAUCAUCGAAUAAUUAAGAGGAAUUACAGAAU